Molecule: messenger RNA, 4019 nt
Organism: Hipposideros armiger (great roundleaf bat)
Lineage: Eukaryota; Metazoa; Chordata; Mammalia; Chiroptera; Hipposideridae
Gene: CSRNP1
Product: cysteine and serine rich nuclear protein 1
Exons: 5
Coding region: 1080-2837 (585 amino acids)
Biological process (GO): regulation of transcription by RNA polymerase II
Cellular component (GO): nucleus
Molecular function (GO): sequence-specific DNA binding; DNA-binding transcription factor activity, RNA polymerase II-specific
Source: RefSeq, a predicted model, not a curated record
GGGUUCGGUUUGGGGCCUGCAGGAUUUGAUGUUUCUAAGGCACAGCCAGGCAGAAAUACCAAGUGGUCAUUUGGUUUGGGGGGAGGUGUCUGAGGCUGGAGUGUGGGAUUCGGGAGGCAUUCGGCACCCUGUAGUCAGCAUCUGGAGCUUGGGAAAGGAUGGGUUCUCCUAGUGGGACUGUGGUGGGGACAGCAUGCCGGGGUGUGGUUUGUUCGUGUGUGUAUGUGUCUGAGCCUCUGGUCUGCAUGUGUGUAUAUGUGCGUAUGCCUGGCUCUGGGUCAUGAGUUCCCCCAUCUCCUGGGAGAUCCUGCAGGUCAGCUGGGAGCUGGGUUGUUUUUGUUUGUGGUUUAACCCUGGGAGGGGGGUACCAAGCCUGAGAACCUACCCGUUGAGCAGCCCCCGGAAACACCUGUGUGUCCUUCCCCGCAGCAUGGAGAGUUUGCAAGGAGGGGGGAACAUCUUUGGCUUCUCUUGAGGCAGUCCCUGGAAUGAAUUCUAUCCAACAAGUCUACCCGAUCAAGUCAGUGGACAGCACACCCUCCGGGUCUAGGAUCCAGGGACUUGGUGGGAGGUUUGGCCAAGGGGAAAGCCGUGUUUCGGGAGGACACCUGAGGAGGGGAGAUCAGCAGCCUUCUGCUUGGUUUUUCCUGUUCUCGCUCAUUUCCUGUGAUGGCAGUGGGGGAGGGGCUCCCCAGCACUGGGGCCUCUGCAUCGUUUCCCCUUCCUCCUGGUGACCUCCUGGGGGCCCAGCCCAGAGUGCCACAGGACCAGCAGAGACAAGGUAUCUGUGCUCAGCCCAGAGGACUGAGUCCUUUGGAGAUUCCCAAGCAGUGGAAGAGACUGCUAUUUGCUGUGGCAUUUAGGGGAAGGAACCAACCCCAAGUCCCCUCCACUCCACUUGGAUGGGGCCAGCCAGGCUGUGGGAGUCGGGUUGCCCUCCCAGAGAGGGCUGAGACCCUCAAGGGGCAGGCACGAGUGGUGUGGCCUGGGUUGCUCCAAGUCACCAACAGACUGGAGAGAGUGGGACAUUGUCUUAGCAGGCUAUCUGUGCCCAGACCCCAGAGCACCCCUGCACCACCAUGACCGGGCUGCGGAAGAGGAAGUUUGACCAGCUGGAGGAGGACGACUCCUCGCUCUGCUCAUCCUCUUCUCUGUCUUCCUCGGGUCACUGCUCUCUCUCCUGCUCCCCAAGCUCUUCAGUCUCCACAGCCUGGGACUCAGAAGAGGAGAACCCCUGGGAUCAGAAGCCACUGCCUGACCGUGACAUCUGUGGCCCCCGAAGUUUUACCCCCCUUUCGAUCCUGAAGCGGGCUCCCCGGAAGCGCCCAGGCCGCAUAGCCUUCGAUGGCAUCACCGUCUUCUACUUUUCUCGGUGCCAAGGCUUCACCAGCGUGCCCAGCCGUGGUGGCUGCACCCUAGGCAUGGCCCCUCACCACAGUGCUAGCCGCCACUUCUCCUUGGCCGAGUUUGCCCAGGAGCGAGCCCGGGCACGGCGUGAGAAGCUCCGCCUCCGCUUGAAGGAGGAGAAGCUGCGAUGUAAGCUUGCAGAGUCUGGGGUACCUGAGACGGAGGCUGGCCUGCCACUGACAGUAGACACUAUUGAUGAUGCCUCCGUAGAAGAAGAGUUGGCAGCGGCUGUGACCAGUGGCCGGUUGGAGGAAAUGACCUUCCUCCAGCCCUACCCAGCCCGGAAGCGGCGGGCCCUGCUCCGGGCUGCCGGUGUGCGGAGGAUUGAUCGGGAGGAGAAGCGGGAGCUGCAGGCUCUGCGCCAGUUCCGGGAGGAUUGUGGCUGUCGCUGCGAUGGGGUCUGUGACCCUGAGACCUGCAGCUGCAGCCUGGCAGGCAUCAAGUGCCAGAAGGACCACACGGCGUUCCCCUGUGGCUGCUGCAAGGAGGGCUGUGAGAACCCCAAGGGCCGUGUGGAAUUCAAUCAGGAACGGGUUCGGACCCAUUUCAUCCACACGCUCACCCGUCUGCAGCUGGAGCAAGGGGCUGAGAGCCUUGGGGAGCUAGAGGCCCCUGUCCAGGGUGGCCCAUCCAGCCCUGGUGAGCAGGUCCUGGCCCCUACUUUCCCACUGGCCGACCCCUCUCUGAGCAGCGACCUGGGAGACCACAGCUGCAGCAGCGACAUGACUGAUUGCUCCACAGCAUCGGGUGCUAGCGAGGCCCCUGACAGCCCUGCCCACCCGGCCCUGCCUGGCCCUGGCUUCCAGCCUGCUGUGAAUGAUGAUAGCCUCGAGCGGAUCCUAAGUUUCAGUGACUCUGACCUGGGUGGAGAGGAGGAGGAAGAGGAGGAUGGGGGUGUGGGGAACCUCGACAACCUCAACUGCUUCUACCUAGCUGAUAUCUUCGGUACUGGUGACCCUGGUGGCCUGGCUAGCUGGACCCACAGUUAUUCUAACUCUAGCCUCACAUCAGGCAUCCUGGAUGAAAAUGCCAACCUGGAUGCCAGCUGCUUCCUAAACGGUGGCCUUGAAGGGUUGGGAGAAGGCAGCCUCCCUGGCACCUCCGUGCCGCCCAGCGUGGACGCUGGCCAGAGCAGCUCAGUGGACCUCAGCUUGUCUUCCUGCGACUCCUUUGAGCUGCUCCAAGCCCUGCCAGACUACAGUCUAGGGCCUCAUUACACCUCUCGGAAGGUGUCUGACAGCCUGGACAACCUUGAGGCACCCCACUUUCCCUUUCCUGCCUUUUCCCCGCCUUGGGACGCCAAUGUUUGCUUCCUAGAGUCUAUCAUGGGCUUGUCCGAGCCACCUGCUGAGGGCCUGGCUCCCUUCAUGGACAGCCAGUUGUUUGAGGACACUGCCCCAGCGUCUCUGGUGGAACCUGUGCCUGUGUGAGGACUAGGGUGCCUUUCCCCAGCCCCAAGAGCCCUGUUGCUGCUGUGUUAUAAUUUGGGGGCUCCCCGGGGACUGGAUGUAACCAUCUCCCAUUGGUUGACUCACCCAUGUGGACACUCCUAAUUCUCAUGCAACACUCUGGAUUUAUUUAUUUUUUUAACUUUCUGUGCUGAAGAGAGGGGGCGAGGGGACUUCCCCCUUCAGCACCCCCGACCCCAUGCCCACACGGUCUCUUCCACUUCCAUGGCGCAUGCCAAGAGGAGGACUACAUGGGGCUCCCCUGGAGCUUUGUGGAUCCCUUUUUGGUCUUGUAUGAUACUUCUUAGCCCAAAGACAGUGAGACAGGGCUGGAAUCAGCCACUUCCGGCUUCUGCCACCCUGAGUCGUGGCCCCCUGGGUGGCUGAUUCCUCUGGACUGUGAAGACUAUAAUUUAUUUCCAUAAUUUAUUUGGAGACUAGGCAGCUUAGGCUUCUCCGUAGCUGGUGGGCAAUGCUGGGGUCAGUGGGGUACAGACCCCAUGAGUCCCUUUUGCCCUGUAGUCCUACAGCCCUGCCCUACAUGGUCUUAGGCGUAGACCAGGUGUGGAUUCGAGCCCUACGUCUACUGUGGCAGCUGCCUGGCUCCGGAUGGCUGAGCAGGCAGGGGCUGACCCGGGACAGUGUCUGGGCAGGGGAGGGGCUGGGCUGACCAAUCGCGACCAAAACCCUCUUCUACCCGGCUCAGCCCCCUCUACUUCCUGUCCUCUGCCCCAUCUCUCCCCUCCCACAAAGGCCACAGCCUUUCUUCUUAGCCCAUCAAUGUAGUGGGGGAAGUGGGAGGCCCAGAGAGGGCAAAGGGCUUGCCUUGGGGCCCACAGCAUGCCCCUGACGACUCAGGGCUUUCUGGGCACUGCACUCCAGCCCAGCCCACCUGUCUGUGCCCCCAAGGCCAGUUGGCCAGGGCAAGGGGUGGCUCCUUAGGGCUUUUAUGCCCAUCAUUUGCUGAUAUUGAAUUUUGUAUUAUAAUUUCUAUAUUGUCCCUUAGUAUUAGAAUGAUAAUUUAUUCGUUUUUCUUUGUGUCUGUGCCAAGAAGCCCGGGCUGUGGGCCUGCCCUCUUGCCCAGGAGGCCUUGCCAGCCUGUGUGCUUGUGGGAACACCUUGUACCUGGACUUACAGGUACCAAUAAAGAGGCUCUAUUUUUAA